AACCAUUUUUUACUUACUGGAGCUACAGCCUUUAGCUGCUAAGAUUUCUCCAGAUAGCCCUUAUCCUUCUCCGCCACAAUCUUGCUCCCUUCUUCUUCUCCCUCGCCGGAACCAGACGAAAACGCCUGCGCCACCACUCGUCUCUUCCGAUGAGGUAGCCGGCGAAAAGAAAAAGAAAAUGGUGGAAACGCUCAAUCUCCUCGCCAAUGGUAAAUCCUCGCUUCCCUGCCUUAAACCCAUCAAUUUCCCUUCCCAGAAUCAUGAUUCCCCUUUACUCUCUCGCCCUAGCACUCGCCUCCACUUCCCCAUUCUCUCCUCCAAAACUAUCACCGCCGUUUCCGUGCCUUCCAAGCCCGCCUCCGCCGCAGCAAUUCGAGUAACCCCCAACCCAUCGCCGCCCAGGCCUCCGCCUCCGUCGUCCGAUUUCCAGGAGAAAAUGUACUACCUGGACUCAAUCGGCCUCGACGUAUUCUCCCUGGCCAGGGACCACCGACCCAUCCUCCUCUCCGCCUCCCUGCCGGAAAUCAAAUCCAUCAUCGACUUCCUCACAUCAAUGGACUUCACCGCCCAGGACUUCCGCCGCAUAGUCUCCAUGUGCCCGGAAUUCCUCACCGCCAGCGCCUCCUCCGUCAUCCCCGUCUUCACCUUCCUCCUCCGCGAGGCCGGCGUCCAGGGGUCCGACAUCCGGCGGGUCGUCCACCGCCGGCCCAGGCUCCUCGUCUCCAGCGUCAAGCACCGGCUCCGCCCCAGCCUGUACUUCCUCCAGAGCAUCGGGAUAACGGCGGCGCACAGGCACACCUACUUGCUGUCCUGCAGCGUGGAGGACAAGCUGAUCCCUCGAAUCCAGUACUUCGAGGAGAUCGGGUUCUCGCGCAGGGAGGCGGCGGCCAUGUUCAGGAGGUUCCCCCAGCUGUUCAAUUACAGCGUGAGGGACAACAUCGAGCCGAAGCUGAAUUACUUCGUGGUGGAGAUGGGUAGGGAGUUGAAGGAGCUGAAGGAAUUCCCCCAGUAUUUCUCCUUCAGCUUGGAGAACAGGAUCAAGCCGAGGCACCAGUGCUGCGUGGAGAAAGGGGUUUGCUUCCCUCUGCCCGUGUUGCUGAAGAUGAAGGAUGUUCAGUUUCGGCAGAGGGUGCAGCUUCUCAGUGAGUCUUCGCUUCCAUUCAGUUCCUCUCCUCUGUCCCGGGUAGAUUUUGAUCCCCCAUUGUAGUACAGUACAGAGUAUGAGAAAACUGUCACGGACCAACUUUUGGCCGGCACUUAGCACUCAAGUCUUGUUAGAGCACUAAGUCAGUCUUGCUCGUAUUCACUCAAACUCACAAGUUGAGAGAAAACUCUAAAGAUAGAAACUCUCAAUUUCUGGAUGAAUGACAAAUGAGGGAGAGGGAUGCUUAUAUAGGCAUUGUGUUCUAGUUUGCCUUCUGUAUCUCGAUGAGCUGCUGAUUGUGACGAAUGUAAAUGGGUAUAGCUCGGGUUACUAUGUUGAAUUGUUGAUGACUGAACUUGUUGAGGGUUUUGAGCAUACUCUGGCGGUUUAAGUGGGACUGAGUUAUGAAGGGAAUCUGUUGACGCAGGCAAGCAUCUUGUUUAGUGAUGGACGUUGGCGGCUAUAUGAAGAAAUUUAGAGACACGAGUUGGAAAUGCCAUUUCAGUGUGUCUAGGAAAAUCAAGAUCCUGAAUAACAAAUGGAUUUCCGAUAA
This is a messenger RNA of Linum trigynum, 1697 nucleotides long. The record is from the annotation of a GenBank genome assembly. Lineage: Eukaryota; Viridiplantae; Streptophyta; Magnoliopsida; Malpighiales; Linaceae.